AUGCCACAGCUCUCAGAGCGCGCGGCCGUCCUUGCCGACUUGGACAGCAUGAUCCGUCAUGUCGUCGCGGGUUGGCCUGGCAGCGUGCAUGAUUCUACAGUUUGGGCCUCGUCUUCCCCUGCUCGCCACCCGGACAGCUUCUUCGAUGCCAACCAAUACAAAGCCGGCAACUCUGGCUUCGCUUUGUGUUUGCGCAUGCUCACGCCCUACCGGCUCCCCUACGCCGCCGAAAGCGGCAACGACGCAUUCAACACUGCACAUACAAGCCUCCGUGUGGUAUGUGAGCAUGGCAAUGGGAGAGCUACUGGUGUGCCGACGGGCCGCGGUGGGUUGUCUGGGGUGUCUGUGGGGCGGAUGGGGUCCUCCACAUCGAAUGGACAAAUGCUCUCCAAUUUGCUCUCGAUGGUGUAG
Molecule: messenger RNA, 411 nt
Organism: Aphanomyces astaci
Lineage: Eukaryota; Oomycota; Saprolegniomycetes; Saprolegniales; Verrucalvaceae
Exons: 3
Coding region: 1-411 (136 amino acids)
Source: RefSeq, a predicted model, not a curated record